AUGGUGGAGCGUCAAAGCGGCCGGAAGCUCAAAAUUCUCAAAACGGAUGGUGGAGCUGUUUUUCUGGAAGUCUUUGUUGCUGGAUGUUUGGUUCUGGAUUCUUGGUUGUAUGAACUUUUUUGGAUAGAAGGAGCUUUUAUUCAAGGUUUGGGUUGGGUUGCUUUAGAAGAACUUAAAUGGGGAGAUGCAGCUCAUAAAUGGAUCCCCUCUGGGUGGCUUAACACUUGUGGACCUGGAGCUUAUAAAAUUCCUUCUAUAAAUGACGUUCCCUUGAAAUUUAAUGUCUCACUUCUGAAGGGUCAUCCAAAUGUAAAGGCAAUCCAUUCGUCUAAAGCAGUUGGCGAGCCUCCGUUUUUCCUAGCAUCAGCUGUAUUCUUUGCCUUAAAGGAUGCCAUCCUAGCUGCAAGAAUUGAAAUGGGGCGCGCUGAGUGGUUUCCUCUCGAUAGUCCAGCAACUCCUGAGAGAAUUCGGAUGGCUUGUUUAGACGAAUUUACAUCAUCUUUUGUUAAUUCAGAUUUCUGUCCCAAACUUAGUGUCUGA
Messenger RNA from Vicia faba (fava bean), 540 nucleotides. NCBI's taxonomy places the organism in Eukaryota, Viridiplantae, Streptophyta, Magnoliopsida, Fabales, Fabaceae. The record is from the annotation of a GenBank genome assembly.